AGCAUUUGAAAGCGUUGAGCUCACAAUUUGCUUUCUAUCUCUUCUUUCUCUAUUUCUGCUUUCCUUUGUUUUUCUUAUAUUAUUGCAACAAAUAACAGAAUUAUGGUGGUGGCUUCCACUACUACUACUACCACCACAACUACAAUUCGAAAUGAGAAGGAGCAAGCAGUGGGAGGAGUUCCUGUGAUAGAUCUGUCUCGCAAGGGGCCACAGGUUAGGGAGCUCAUUCUCAAAGCCUGUGAAGACUACGGCUUCUUCAAGGUGAUCAAUCAUGGCGUUCCCAAGGAUGCUAUUGCCAGAAUAGAAGAAGAAGGGUUUCACUUCUUUGCCAAACCCGCCUCCGAGAAACGAAAAGCUGGUCCCGCCAACCCUUUUGGUUAUGGCUGCAACAGCAUCGGCUUCAAUGGCGACAAGGGUGAAGUUGAGUACAUCCUCCUCCACACUAAUCCUCUCUCCAUUUCUCAAGCCUCCAAAGCCAUCUCUACUGACCCCACAACCUUCAGCUGUGCUGUGAAUGAUUACAUACAAGCAGUUAGAGAUCUGGCAUGUGAGAUUCUGGAUCUGAUUGCAGAAGCUCUGCGGGUCCCUGACAGGUCUGUCUUAAGCUCCCUCGUCAGAGAUGUUGAUAGUGACUCACUCUUCAGGCUUAAUCACUAUCCUCCACCUGGCACUGACUACAAGGACUGGAGCACAUCACGUCACCACCACCGCCACAGGAUCGGCUUCGGCGAGCAUACCGACCCCCAAAUCUUGACUGUCUUGCGAUCCAAUGAGGUCGAGGGCUUGCAGAUAUCCUUGGACGAUGGAGUUUGGGUCCCCAUCCCUCCUGACCCUACCUCUUUCUGCAUUAAUGUUGGAGAUGCUUUGCAGGUGUUGACAAACGGGAGGUUUCGGAGCGUGAGACACAGGGCCAUAGCCAACUCAUGUAAGCCACGGUUGUCGAUCAUCUACUUUGGGGCUCCACCGCUGCAUGCAUGGAUCUCCCCUCUUCCGGAGAUGGUCACACCCCAGCGCCCCCCUCUCUAUAGACCUUUCACUUGGGCCGACUAUAAGAAAGCCACUUACUCUCUUCGAUUGGGCGACACUCGUCUUGACCUCUUCAGGACUCCCACCUCUCACCAGGACGCCAUUAAUUCACUCAACUCAACUCAACCAUCAAUAUAAUGGAUGCUCUGGCUUCAUCAUGGAUUUUCCCUUCUUCUUCUUCUUCUUCUUCUUCUUCUUCUUCUUCUUCUUCCUCCUGAUAGACAUCUACGCAUGCAUGCAUGUUCUAAGAAAUGAAAAUGUCGUACUUUAAUUGUACAAGUAGGAAGUUUAAUGGUUAAUUUCCUUUCUGUUUCA
Molecule: messenger RNA, 1341 nt
Organism: Nelumbo nucifera (sacred lotus)
Lineage: Eukaryota; Viridiplantae; Streptophyta; Magnoliopsida; Proteales; Nelumbonaceae
Product: gibberellin 2-beta-dioxygenase 2-like
Source: RefSeq, a predicted model, not a curated record